UUUAAAAUAUUGAUGUGUCAAAAUUUUCUUAUACAUUCAAUACCGAAAAACAUAAAAAUGUAAACAAACUACCCUAAAUAAUUAGGGGCCCAACCAUAUAAUAGGUGCUAAAGCCUUGUAAGGCGCCAAAGCCAUAAAUAAUGGCGCAAAAUAGAACAAAAUCAAUAUAAAACAAACCUAUAACAAAAAAAGAAAACAUUGAAAAAAGAAAGAAUAAAAAAGAGUUGUGAAACAAAAGAAAGAAAAACAUUGAACUCAUUUACAGCAACAAACGAUAGGCAAAGAAAAUUGAAAUAGAAAACUCUUAAGGUAACUUGAACAAUGAAUCUGAUCAAGAGGUAUUAAACUACAGAAAAGUUGCUUCAAAAUCGUGAUCACUGGUCCUUAAUAUAACCAAUUCUUUCACGAAUCACACAGAUUAUAUCCAACAGUAUAUACACCAACUAAAACACUAUCACAAUUCACAUAAUUUAGAAAUACGGCUAUAUAAAAUGGAAUGAAUUCAGUCUACAAAAAAGAAAAAAGAAAACCAGAGAGAUAUUUACCGUGAUAGUUUGUUGGAGGAUCAAAACGAUGGAGAAAUAAGUACUGGGGAUGCGAUCACGAACAACGAUGAAGAAAUAGGAAGGUUGAAGUGUUGUGAGAGGUAAGAGUAAUAAGAAGAGAGAGGAGAGUAGCAGAUAAAUACCUAAGUCCUAUUUUUGGCGGUAUAAAUACCUUCCGUCACUACUCUGGAACUUCCGUAGGUACCUUUCCGUUUUUUGCAUUGUAAUGUGCCAGGUGUCGUGCCAUGUCAUUAAAAUGUAUGCCACAUCACUCACACCACUUAAACUUAACCAUGUCACAACAUACAUUAAAAACCCUAAUAAUAAUACCCUAAGAUUAAUUAAACCCUCUUAAAAUCAAAAUAAAAAUACUUAGAAAAAAAAAUAAAUAUUUUAUAUAACUCAAACCUAAAUAAUCUGAGGCAAAACUUUUCCACCAUUGUUGUAAGCUCGAAGGUGACAGUGACGCAAUGGGACGGUAGUUUUGCGAUUGUAAACCACCAUUGGAAGUUGCGAUUCGCACCUCUAUGACGAUGAAGAAUCCUAGGAGAAGGUUCAAGUGCUGCCCAAUCCAUAAGAGGAAUGGUGGGUGCGAUUUUUUCGAGUGGGUUGACAGGGAGAUGUUUCGAAAUUGUGGAGGUGGAUGUUGUAUCCAUGGAGAUUGGAGUGGGCAUGAAGUUUCGAUGGGGUACUGUUCUGUGCAUCAACAAAGAACAGCCCCUUGCAGCCAUGGAGUUUGUACAAAUGGAGAUGUUGCUACUCAUUGUAGUAGUCAUCACAGUCAUGCACCUUUGGAAGAUUAUAAUGAAAGCACAUCUGCAUUUGAAAGGGGAAAAGAUAAUUAUUGGAUUUGGUUUUUAGGUUGUGUAGUUAUAGUUGUACUCUAUGUAAUGUUGGUCUGA
Cannabis sativa is the source of this 1447-nucleotide messenger RNA. RefSeq lists its product as uncharacterized. The transcript is spliced from 2 exons. The record is from RefSeq and is a predicted model, not a curated record. Gene Ontology annotation, molecular function: zinc ion binding. Bases 1073 to 1447 code for a protein of 124 amino acids. Lineage: Eukaryota; Viridiplantae; Streptophyta; Magnoliopsida; Rosales; Cannabaceae.